Caretta caretta (loggerhead turtle) is the source of this 2737-nucleotide messenger RNA. It is a transcript of the gene RBM28, whose product is annotated as RNA binding motif protein 28. Gene Ontology annotation, cellular component: nucleolus. The record is from RefSeq and is a predicted model, not a curated record. NCBI's taxonomy places the organism in Eukaryota, Metazoa, Chordata, Testudines, Cheloniidae. Gene Ontology annotation, molecular function: mRNA binding.
CGCGUGCGGGGCGGGCGCUGAGCGGCGCGGAGCCCGGGCCAUGGCCGGCCUGACCCUGCUGGUGCGCGGCCUGCCCGCCUCGGCCCGCGGCCCCGGCCUGGAGCAGCUCUUCGGCCAGCUCGGCCCGCUCAAGCGCUGCUUCGUCGUGACCCACAAAGGCAGUGAGACCUGCCGUGGGUUUGGCUACGUCACGUUCUCCCUGCUGGAGGAUGCCCAGCGAGCCCUCAGGGAGGUCACCACCUUCGAAGGCCAUGAGAUCAAGGUGGAUGUUGCGAAGAAGAAGCUGAGAGAGAAGAAGAAGCAGCGGCCAGACGCCUCGGAGAUCCCUCCAGAAGAGCAGAAGCCGAAAAAGCCGAAAGGGGCCCCCAAGAAAGCCAGGCUGAUCAUCCGCAACCUGAGCUUUAAGUGCUCAGAUGAUGACCUGAAGGCUGUGUUCUCUCCCUUUGGAGCUGUGCUGGAGGUUAACAUUCCCAGGAAAGCAGACGGGAAGAUGCGGGGCUUUGCCUUCGUUCAGUUCAAGAACAUCCUGCAAGCGGGGAAGGCCCUGAAAGGGAUGAACAUGAAGGAGAUCAAAGGGCGCACAGUGGCCGUGGACUGGGCGGUGGCCAAGGAUAAGUACCGAGCUACGCAGGCAGGACCUCCCUCUGGGGGCAGGGAGGAGAAGCCCAGCCAAGCCCAACAGCAGGACUCGGGCUCCGAGAACGCCAGCGAGGAGGAGGACGAAGAGGAAGGUGAAGUGCUGGGAUCGGAGGAGCCGUCCAGCUCGUGGGUGCCGGGACGGCUCGGGAAGGGCACAGCAGCUGCCCCUGCAGACAGCAGCGAGGAGGAGGAGGCCGGUGAGGCUGCAGAGGAGGGGAGCGAGGCGGAGAGGGAAGAGCCCGAGGGCUCAGACAAGAGCACCGUGGGCUCAGAGGAGGACGAUAAAGAUGCCGACGUGGCCGGAAAGAGGAAGAAGGGCCCGAAGCGGCCGUCCGACGUCGCCGAGGGGAGGACUGUCUUUGUCAGGAACCUGGCCUUCGACACGGAGGAGGAGGAGCUGGGCGAGAUGCUGGAGCGGUUUGGGGACCUCAAGUACGUCCGCAUCGUCCUGCACCCGGACACGGAGCAUUCCAGAGGCUGCGCCUUCGCCCAGUUCACCACCCAGGAAGCCACCCAGAAGUGUCUUGAGGCUGCUCAGGACGACAGUGAGGGUGGGGGACUGCGGCUGGGCGGGCGCCAGCUGCACCUGGACCUGGCCGUGAGCCGUGAUGAGGCCCAGAAGCUGCGAGCCCAGAAGGUGAAGAAGCCGACGGGCACCCGCAACCUGUACCUGGCUCGGGAAGGCUUGAUCCGGGCCGGCACCCAGGCCGCCGAGGGUGUGAGCACGACUGACAUGGCCAAGAGAGCACGGUUUGAGGAGCUGAAACGCCAGAAGCUGAAGGACCAGAACAUCUUCGUGUCGCGCACGCGGCUCUGCGUCCACAACCUGCCCAAGGCCCUGGACGACCAGCAGCUCCGGCAGCUUCUGCUGCAUGCCGCCGGCGGGGGACCGGGCCUGCGCAUCAAGGAGUGCCGGGUGAUGCGGAAUCUGAUGGCCCCGGCAGGGAAGGGCCUGGGCCAGUCUCUGGGCUACGCCUUCGUGGAGUUCGAGAAGCACGAACACGCGCUGGCCGCCCUGCGCCAUGCCAACAACAACCCGCACCUCUUCGGGCCGCACAAGCGACCCAUCGUGGAGUUCUCGCUGGAGGACCGCAGGAAGCUGAAGCUCAAGGAGCAGCGGGCCCAGCGCAGCCUGCAAAAGUUGAGGCAGAAGCAAGCGGCAGAGGGGCAAGGACCUCCCCAACGGACUGGGUCUACAGAGAUACUCCAGAAGCUGCCCCUGGGCCCCAAGAGGCAGAAGAAACCCAGGAAGCGGGGCCCCAAGGGGCAGGGAGACGUCCCAGGUCCCCAGGGGCAGAAGGACCCGAGGGGCCCCAGGACGCAGGGUCCUAAGGGGCAGAAAGAUGCCGCAGGUGCCCAGGGGCAGCAGAACCCCAGGAAACGGGGCCCCAAGGGGCAGGGAGACGUCCCAGGUCCCCAGGGGCAGAAGGACCCGAGGGGCCCCAGGACGCAGGGUCCUAAGGGGCAGAAAGAUGCCGCAGGUGCCCAGGGGCAGCAGAACCCCAGGAAACGGGGCGCCGAGGGACAGGGGCCUGGCACCCCCUGGGCUGGGUUCCAGACCAAGGCGGAGGUGGAGCAGGUGGAGUUGCCGGAUGGGAAGAAGCGUAGGAAGGUUCUGACACUGCCGACUCACCGGGGGCCCAAGAUCAGGAAGCGCGACAGGGGCAAGCCAGCUGCGCCGAAGAAGCCGAAGGCCCAGGCCAGCCAGCGGCGGCAGGAGAAGCAGAGCGUGGCGCCCAGACAGGCACCGGGGAAGAGGCAGAGGUCGGCGGGGAGCCAGGCGGAGGCCCGCUUCGACCAGCUGGUGGAGCAGUACAAGCGGAAGAUCUUGGGCGGCACCCAGAGCGCCCCCGGGGCAAAGAGGAGCAAGUGGUUCGAGAGCUGAGCACCCAGGAGCCGCCGGGGGGGACUUGCCAGCACAGGGACUGUCACGUGACAGAGUAGUGCCAGCCGGUGCUCCACAAGGAGGUCCACAUGUGCCAGGCGGUGCCCGCACCCUGCACCCUCCCCCACCCAGCUCUGCCAUCUGCAGCUGGGGAGGGCCCAUCCUCUUCUGUUGGUUUCUCAGAUUUUUAUUAAUUUAAAUCUUUUUUUUUAA